Ailuropoda melanoleuca (giant panda) is the source of this 1924-nucleotide messenger RNA. RefSeq names its product proline rich 22 (gene PRR22). Bases 26 to 1906 code for a protein of 626 amino acids. The record is from RefSeq and is a predicted model, not a curated record. Lineage: Eukaryota; Metazoa; Chordata; Mammalia; Carnivora; Ursidae. The transcript has 2 exons.
UAAUAAGGGUCUCCCAGCCACUCGCAUGGGCCCAGCCCUUACCCACAAAGAAACCACUAGAGCCUGUGAGGCAGGGGCCUUGACCUACGUGGGUGUGGAUCAAGGCAGGCUGCCUGGAGGAAAGAGCCCUAGGGCUGCCCAGAGCAUGGCUGGCAAAGGUGGAAGGCAGCAGACUGAGUCCAGGGUCUGCCCCACCCUUUGUGGGGCCUGUCUCUGGCUGCCUUGGUUUCUCCAUCUGCCCUCUGCCCACCCCCCCACCUCCCCGAUACCCGGAAUCCUGACCAGUGGGCGGGCCGCAGCCUGGAACCCGGCGCCCGGAGUAACCAGGCAAACAGAACUCGGCAGGACUCUGAGCCUGUUCUCCGGGUGGGCCGCCUGUGCUCCCACCUGCUGCCUUCCUGGUCUGCCCAGGCCGGGCCGCCUGCCUCCCCAUGCAGCACCCCAAACCCUUCUAUGCGCCUACAGCUCCCCCAGAAGGCUUCAGCCCCCGGGGCCUGGAUGGCACCGAGGGGCCAGGCAGCCAGACUGCUCCCGCCUGUGCGGAGCCUCUUCCUGCUGUGGGUAUGAGUCGGAGGGUAUCAGGUGUGAGGCGGGAGUUGGGGUGCCCGACGAGGUGGGGGACCAGGGCUCGGGGCUCCACCCAGCCACCUCCUUUUGUCCACAGGUUCCUCCAACCUGUAUCAGCCCCCAAACCCGGAGAAAGAGGUGUUUCCAGCCCCUCCGGCAGGCGGGUCCCAGAGCUGCUCUCAGGGCUGUCCCUCCCUGGCCUGCAGGUUUCCAGAUGGCGCCCUGCGGGUGCUUCUUUGACCCCCGCAUCUACCGAAUUGAGUGGGCCACCACCGACUUCGGCCAGUCGUCCCUGUACAAGCUGACGGCGGUGGGCGGGGGGGAAACCCCCGGGGGUCCAGCUGGGGGCCCUGCCUCGCCAGGCACCUACCUCCUAGAGCCCCAGCAGUACCUCAAGGCCCCGGUGCCCGCCCCUGCGCCCCCGCCAUACCCGCACUACCAGCCGCUGCCCGGGGGCCCGCAGUACCUCCUGCCUUACUUCCCUCCCGAGGGGCCUGGGCCAGAGGCUCUGGGCUUUGUGGGGGAUGGGGGGCCCCCCGCCUACAUGGAGCUGCCUCCGCCCCCGCUCAAGGAGACCCUGGGGCCAGCCCCGCCGCCCCCGCCGCCUGUCCCCAAGGAGAACAAACUACCUCCCCUGCUCAUCACGCUCCCCGCUGAGGCCACGCUGCCCCCAGGCGCCUAUGGCCACCUCAAGGGCCGCCUCAGUCAGUUCCACGGGCCCGGCGAGCCCCUGGCCUUCCCGUCCAAGGAGCUGCAGGGUGGGGGGGCUGGGCCGGCCCCGCUGUACCCGCCGGGCCCCGGGGAGCCCAAGGUGGCUGAGGCAGAGGCAGCCCCGCUGGGGGCGGGAGAGGCCAGAACCCCCGAGGCAGCCAGGGCCUUCGUGCUGCCUGAGAAGGUGCUUCUGGAAGAUGCCAUGAAGCUCUUCGACUGCUUGCCGGGCAAUGCUGAGCCGGAGGGGUCCCCAUGCAAGGCCCCUGGGCCAGCCCUGCCGGACAGCGGGGGCGGCGGGGACGACUCGUCUAGCGACAUCCGCUCGCUGCACCUGCCGGAUGAACUGCUGUCCUUUGACUACAGCGUGCCCGAGAUCCUGGACACCGUGUCCCACGUGGACUACUUUUUCAACUUCAAGGCCCUGGAGGAGGAGCCACCGCCCCGCCCGGGGCCCCCAGCCGCCACCACCGUGGCCCCCGCGGUGCGACCUGAGCUUCCUGGCAAGAGGAAGGCUGGCACCUCAUCCUCCAAGAAGCGGAGGCAGGGAGGCAAGGGCAAGCAGGCUGCAGGCCCGGCCAGCGCCGCCCCCUCGGGGCCCAGGCAGGACCUGGGAGCCACCCCCCAUUAAAAUGGAUUUGACCUCUUG